This is a messenger RNA of Aspergillus niger, 1011 nucleotides long. It is a transcript of the gene gpdA, whose product is annotated as glyceraldehyde-3-phosphate dehydrogenase gpdA-Aspergillus niger. The transcript has 7 exons. Gene Ontology annotation, molecular function: NAD binding; oxidoreductase activity, acting on the aldehyde or oxo group of donors, NAD or NADP as acceptor; NADP binding. The record is from RefSeq and is a predicted model, not a curated record. NCBI's taxonomy places the organism in Eukaryota, Fungi, Ascomycota, Eurotiomycetes, Eurotiales, Aspergillaceae. Bases 1 to 1011 code for a protein of 336 amino acids. Gene Ontology annotation, biological process: glucose metabolic process.
AUGGCUCCCAAGGUCGGUAUCAACGGCUUCGGUCGUAUCGGACGUAUCGUCUUCCGUAACGCCAUCAACCACGGCGAGGUUGACGUCGUUGCUGUCAACGACCCCUUCAUCGAGACCCACUAUGCUGCCUACAUGCUCAAGUACGACAGCACCCACGGCCAGUUCAAGGGCACCAUCGAGACCUACGAGGAGGGUCUGAUUGUCAACGGCAAGAAGAUCCGCUUCUUCGCUGAGCGUGACCCCGCUGCCAUCCCCUGGGGCACCACCGGCGCUGACUACAUCGUCGAGUCCACUGGUGUCUUCACCACCCAGGAGAAGGCCGCCGCUCACUUGAAGGGUGGUGCCAAGAAGGUCGUCAUCUCUGCUCCUUCCGCUGAUGCCCCCAUGUUCGUCAUGGGUGUCAACAACACCUCCUACACCAAGGACAUCAACGUCCUCUCCAACGCUUCUUGCACCACCAACUGCCUUGCUCCCCUCGCCAAGGUCAUCAACGACAAGUUCGGCAUCGUUGAGGGUCUCAUGACCACCGUCCACUCCUACACCGCUACCCAGAAGGUCGUCGAUGCCCCCUCCAGCAAGGACUGGCGUGGUGGCCGUACUGCGGCCCAGAACAUCAUCCCCUCUUCCACCGGUGCUGCCAAGGCUGUCGGCAAGGUCAUCCCUACCCUUAACGGCAAGCUCACCGGUAUGGCCAUGCGUGUCCCCACCUCCAACGUCUCCGUUGUCGACUUGACCUGCCGCCUCGAGAAGGCCACCAGCUACGACGAGAUCAAGAAGGCCCUCAAGGACGCUUCCGAGAACGAGCUCAAGGGCAUCCUCGGCUACACUGAGGACGACAUCGUCUCCUCCGACCUGAACGGUGACGACCACUCCUCCAUCUUCGAUGCCAAGGCCGGUAUCGCCCUUAACUCCAACUUCGUCAAGCUCGUCUCCUGGUACGACAACGAGUGGGGUUACUCCCGCCGUGUCGUCGACCUCAUUGCCUACAUCUCCAAGGUUGAUGCCCAGUAG